AUGGCGUCUGAAUCUGCUCCGGGGCAUGACAUGUUUGAGGUCAAUCAAAUAUUAGAUAAAAGCAAGUACAAAAAUAAGACAAUGUACUUGAUCAAGUGGAAAGGCUACUCCCACGCUGAAAACACGUGGGAGCCUUAUAGCCAUCUACACGAAAAUUGCAGUGAUGCAAUCAAGAAACUUCGAGAACGUUUCAGGAAUAUGGGUGGCAAAGUGAAACAGCUCACCGAUGCUGAUGUGCUCCACCAACGGACUGCAACACCCCACAUCUUCAUCGAUAUUGACACCAUCGAUAAAGAUAUUGUGGAAGAACAACCGGAUGCAGUUUUGCUGAACGCUCAAUUGAAGUGGAUGCAUCAUGAAGGAUUCAUCCGUGGCAUGGAAAUCAACGAAGACAACGAUCCGCCAUUCCCAAAACUGGACAUUGGAUACCCCACGAACGUUGAUGAUGUGGAAAUUGGCGAUGCCAACGGACCUCAACUAUCACCUUUGGCCAUCAAUAAAGACGAUUAUUUCACCACCUCCAUUGACCAUACAUCACAGAUGAGUGAACCGGCGGCCAAGAAGAAAACCAUUAGGGAACUGCUUAUAAGUCGCAUGGCGCUCGUCAAAUACACGGCCUUUGGCACUUACCUAGAGUGUAAAUCGCGGGAUUACACAAGAGAUAACCCUGGCUGUUACAUCAAAGAUUACGAAAUUUCAUCAGUCGAGGACAAAUGUCAGCCAGGUAGUCGUUACAAUGGAGGCCCAUUUCGAGGGACGUAUCCCACGAUUGGCCUUCCUCCAGGAUCGUCAAGUCAAGAGCUGCUUUUUCACGUGGUCUCCAGUGAUCAAACCGGGCCUGAUGGGAAGUCGUUUGAACUUGUAUCCUUGGUGCCAAAAGAUUGGGUAGAUGUAGAUUUCAAAUAUUUUCUUCAUCCCCAUCCUGACUUUAAUGUCAACGGACUCUACACUUGGGAAUGGCUUUUGAUUAAUUUCAAAAAGCGCAGGUACCCUGAGCUGACUUUUGUAGAAUACGACAUAAUGGAUCUUACCACUGAAUGCCCUGUUCCUUAUGAAGAAGCUGAGAAUGAAAUUAGUAAAGUUUUAAACACCUUGCAAGAAACUCAGCUAGGAAGCAACGAGAGCCUCGAAUCCUGGGAACGACCUCCGAAAGAGCUCUCUUUUUGCUCUAAUGGUGAUACAAGUUCGCACGCCCUUAUGCAGCUAGCGAAAAGAAUGGAUAACUCCAAAAACUUGUCUAGAAGCUUUUCUGCAAGUACUCCUAAUAGUAGACCUGGUUCUGGUAGCAAGCCUUUUCCUACUACUUGUGGAAAUAUUGCGAAAAAGCCUCGAACAAUUGUCAGUAAGAAAGGAGCAGCAUCAAAGGGAACGGACGAUGAGCGAAAUUCUACUCAUAGUAGAAAUCAAUCCGUGAUUUCUCUUGACAGUGAACCGAACGCAAGUUCUAAUCGUAACAAUUCCGAAACGAGAUUUACGGGAGUAACGGCUUUACAAAAACGAAAUAGUGUUUCCAAUGGUGAGACCGGAAUUGCAGUUCAGAACAAUAUUCCAACAAACACUACUGAUGAUGCAGCUUGGAAAGCCCAAGUGUUGCAGGGCAUAAAUGCCACUAAUACAUUACUGAAGCAUUUGAUUCCGUCAAAAAAAUUUAUAGAAACAUGUCUCGAUAAAAACAUGGAUCACUUUCGGAAAACGGUAGGGCGAAACUUAAGUAUUCCUUUGAACCGGUUAGAAGACGUCAUGAUACUCAACACUGCUCUAAUUGAUUUGGAUCUAUCCGUUAGUCUGUGCGCGGUCCAAAUUACGGAUCUCGGUCACAUUUCGUACUGUUCAACUUUAGCUAAAAGAAUAAUGGACUGCUUGAUAACCCGUGAAAUCUGCACGAAGAUGCAGUGGAAGACGCGUACCAAAGAUUCGCGGCCGGGUAUUUGCCCUCUCGUCAACAUUCUUUCAAUUUUCGGAGCAGUGAUGACGGCUGUUUUAGAGAAACACAACAAAACCACUUCAAUGGCCAAGAUUGUUUUUGCCGUCCAAGAAGCGAGGCGCCAGCAUCAAUGUGAAUACUAUAAGUCGUUGAACAUGACGCCAGUAAAUGAAUCGGAGGAGGAAAGUAGUUCUGUUCAAAAGAAAUGCGAAAAAAGCCAAGCCAUCCUACUGAUGCAACAGCGGACUAAGGCAAUCUUACAGGCAUUGGAAAAUUAUCGAGAAUAAUCACAAGCGCAUUGGAGAACAUAAUAUUAUUUCUUUCAAGUGAUUGUAUUAGUUUGUUGGUGAAUUAUUUCUUUUUUGUUUUCUACAUUAAUUUUUUCAAGUACCAAUAGUGAAUUGAAACAAUAAUUUGACUUUUUUAUGAUUCUCAAUUUCAACAACAAUAUAAUUUUCCGUUAACAGCAAA
Molecule: messenger RNA, 2395 nt
Organism: Daphnia pulicaria
Lineage: Eukaryota; Metazoa; Arthropoda; Branchiopoda; Diplostraca; Daphniidae
Exons: 13
Coding region: 1-2211 (736 amino acids)
Biological process (GO): negative regulation of transcription by RNA polymerase II; chromatin organization
Cellular component (GO): pericentric heterochromatin
Molecular function (GO): chromatin binding
Source: RefSeq, a predicted model, not a curated record